Messenger RNA from Dermacentor andersoni, 1162 nucleotides. Lineage: Eukaryota; Metazoa; Arthropoda; Arachnida; Ixodida; Ixodidae. The record is from RefSeq and is a predicted model, not a curated record.
GAGUACGUGCCAUAUCUUGAAGAUUCAUCAUCGUCAUUUUCCGUAAAGAAAAAGGAGCGCGCGCACUGACCGCACGUGAACUUGUGUUCCACUCGGAGCCCACCAGAAACGUGGCACCCUACGUUUAUGCUUGCUCCCUGCACUUGCCUCGGAACGUCGCUGACUAAGCUGGGUAGGGAGACCUUGUUGCAACUUCCCAGCGAUGGCCAUUUGCCAGGGCCACAGAGCGUGGCAGCAGCAGCGUCACAGCCAUCUGCACCACACGGAGAUGAGUGCCCCAUCUACUUACAGCCACGUGAGUGAAGACGCAGGCGGCGACUCGAAGCGUACGGACAGCACUGCAGGCGGCUUCAACCUGAUCUCCACGGCGUUGCCUAGCGUUGUACCGCCGUUCUCAGACGUAGUGCCGGCUUCCGUCUCUUCCCUUGGGCUACUUCUUCCUUUCGGCCCAGGCCACUGUUUCAUCAAGGAAGUUGACUGUGCCUGCGUCACCGGCUACUGGACGGGGAACUGCAAAGCCAAGUUCGAAAUGCAAGUUCCGUCUAUUCUGCACAAUCACGACAACGAUGUUCUUCACAAGACCAAAUACACUCGAUCCAUGCAACGGCCGGAGCCACGAGGCAGACAGGAGAAUAUCCGAGAUCAUAACCGGAGCGCCACGAGUACGCCGAACGGCCGCAUCGGCGACGAUGUGAGUCACGACGGCGCACUGCACCACACGAGGAACAUAGAGGGCUACGGCAACGCACAGCUGGACCCGGCGAUCGUUGGGCGCGAUCCAUGGGAAGAACUUGAGCACGCUAAGAACGGGCCCGUGGCCACAACAUUCGCAAUACAGUCCCUUGCCCAAGUCCCCGACGACAAUAGUCAUAUUGGUGCAGCGCUCGGUGUGAAUCGUGGUCUCCAAGAUGAGAACCACCGCUGUGGGGCCCCCUGGCGACCGCAACUGAAUUCGCCAUCUGUGUAGUCGCGUGCCGCAAGAGGGUGGGAAUGUGCACAUGGCAACAGGAAAUCUGUCAGCCAAGCCAUCAGGCAUAGAGACAUGUACACGGCUUUCAACCGUGGGCUCGUGUAUUAUAAAGCUUAAACGUUUGUUCCUCAGUAUUAUCUUUGUAAUAUCGAUAGAAAGUAUUGUAUUGAAGAAUAAAAAUGAUCUUCCUCG